GUGAGUCCGAGUCAUGUUAGAGUGCCGAGAACUCGUAAUGCUUAUCAUUCGACGACGAACGAGGCGAGGAUGGUCAUAAAAUCAAUGCCAGAGACCAAUCAAGCAAAUGGCACAAACUUUGAACCCGCAGACGACCGCGACAACGACCGGAUAUUGAGCGUCCAGUCACACGUCGCAUAUGGAUAUGUGGGUGGAAAGGCUGCCGUAUUUCCCCUCCAAUGCAUGGGCUAUGAUGUUGAUGUAGUCAACACCGUGAAUUUUUCAAAUCACACCGGUUAUGGACGCUUCGGUGGGACCAAAACAUCUGCAGAAGAACUCACGGCCAUCUUUAAGAUGAUGGAUGAAGUUGGCUUGUUGUCUCCCGGCAGACUUCUCACAGGUUAUAUACCAAACGCCGCUGCUUUGGGAGUAGUAAAAGAACUUGCACAAAAACUCAAGACACGUAACCCGCAUCUCAUAUACCUUAUGGACACUGUACUCGGCGACUCGGGAACGCUCUAUGUCUCACAAGAUGUAAUACCCAUGUACAAGGAGAUGCUUUCUUUGGCGACUAUUAUCACUCCUAACUGGUUCGAAGUCGAGACUCUUACCGGUGUACCAAUCCUCUCUCUAAGCGCUCUCCGUAACGCCCUAUCCAUCCUACACGAGCGCGUUCAACACGUCGUUAUUUCCUCCAUCCCUUUACAACCAUGGUUAUCCGAUGUCAUACCUGAAACCAUGCAACCUGCAGCCUCCACGGAUGACCAACAGGCUUAUCUCCUCUGUAUCUCCUCAUCCCGCACAAUAGGGUCAAGUUCUCAUUCAACGGUGCACUCCAGGCUCGUCCCACUGAUUCCAGGAUACUUCUCCGGAGUAGGCGACCUCUUCUCCGCACUAACUCUCGGCCACUUCAACCCAUCCCUAAGGCCUUCAGAAGGCAAACUUCAUUCAGCAACACAAACCCCAUUGUCAUUAGCCGUUGCCGCUGCUCUGCACAAGACGUACUCGAUCCUUGAGUUCACCAAUACCUUUGCAGCGCAGCUUCCGCCUGGAGACCGCGAGACUACUGAUGAUGAAUGUGACGCAGCUGAGCCCACGCGAAAGCUCAAACGAAUGAGAGGCAGAGAGCUUAGGCUUGUGCAGGGGCAGCACAUAUUACGAGAGGAAUGGAGGGAGGGACAGGGGAAAGACCUGCAAUUCUGGGAUGGAUUUUGGGACUCGUUCUAGAGAUAUACCAGUUCCCUGCAUAUCACUUAUUGUAUCACCCGCGAUCAGAAAUUUAUGCUUGCUUUUCCCAAGAAA
Messenger RNA from Suillus bovinus, 1281 nucleotides. RefSeq names its product Ribokinase-like protein. NCBI's taxonomy places the organism in Eukaryota, Fungi, Basidiomycota, Agaricomycetes, Boletales, Suillaceae. Gene Ontology annotation, cellular component: cytosol. The transcript is spliced from 6 exons. Gene Ontology annotation, biological process: pyridoxal 5'-phosphate salvage. Gene Ontology annotation, molecular function: pyridoxal kinase activity. The record is from RefSeq and is a predicted model, not a curated record. The coding region runs from base 70 to 1206 and encodes 378 amino acids.